Messenger RNA from Rhinichthys klamathensis goyatoka, 1008 nucleotides. RefSeq lists its product as uncharacterized. The coding region runs from base 4 to 1008 and encodes 334 amino acids. The record is from RefSeq and is a predicted model, not a curated record. NCBI's taxonomy places the organism in Eukaryota, Metazoa, Chordata, Actinopteri, Cypriniformes, Leuciscidae. The transcript has a single exon.
ACAAUGGAUUUUGACAGGCACAAGAUGAACUUCUUAGACAUUCUUAUUUACAGAGACUUGAAUAGACUGGGAUCUAACUUAUAUCGAAAAAGUACUGACAGAAAUUCUAUUCUUCAUGGACAAUCUUUUCAUCCCAUUCCACUCAAGAAGAGUCUGCCUUUGUCUCAGUUUAGUCGCAUUCGCCGGAUCUGUAGUUCUGAUAGUGAUUUCCAAGCCCAAGCAUCUGAUUUGGAAAAACGUUUUCAACAGAGACAAUACAAACAUGAAUGGAUUACUCAAGCACGUAACCGUUUUGAAAAUACAUCGCAAAUUGACUGUCUCAGCAACACCAGAUCCAGAACUUCUGAGUCUAGAGUUAACUGUAUUGUCCAAUAUUCACCUCUUGGCAGAGAGUUCGAAUCCAUCAUUAAAAAACAUUGGCACAUUAUUGACUCUGAUUCAGCACUUAAAUGCUUUACUACAUCACCCCGCAUUGUGUACAAAAGAGCACCUAAUCUCAAAAAUAUGUUGGUGAGAGCUCAUCUUCCACCAUUGACUCCACCACAUUUUUUGCAGUCUAUUCCCUUUGGGAAUUACAGAUGUGGCAACUGCACUCAAUGCAACUUUACACAUAAAACCACCACCUUUAAUCACCCAUGCACUGGAAAACUUUAUGAUGUCAAAGAUGUGAUUACUUGUAACACAAAAAAUGUUAUUUAUUUACUUAAAUGCCCGUGUGGCUUGGCCUAUGUUGGUAAAACGACCAGGUCAUUGAAAAUAAGGAUCUCAGAACACAGAUCAAACAUUCGUAAUCAUGACAUCAAAAGCCCAGUAGCGGUGCACUUUUCACAAGCCUCUCAUAACGUUUCUUCUCUCAGAUAUUGUGGCAUUGAACUUGUGAAACAGCCCUCCCGUGGAGGAGACGUAAAUCGUCUGUUGCUUAAAAGAGAAGCAUUCUGGAUUUAUACCCUGGACACUUUAGCUCCAAAAGGGUUGAAUGAAGACUUUGACCUGAGGCCAUUCCUGUAA